AUGAGAGGCUGUGAGAGAAGCUGCAGCCGCCGGCAGAGGAGACCUCAGCAUCAUCUAGAGCCCAGCUCUGGCCCUGCCUCCGCCUGCCCCGCCGCCGCCACCGCCGUUUCUGUUUCUGCUACUGUCUCACCUAAACAACUCCCGUUACACGGACAAGUGAACCUCUGUGGCCGUCUUCUCCUCCUCUUCUUCCUCCUCUUCCAACUCCUUCUCCUCCUCCCACUUCCCAGCCGCAGCAGAAAGCCCCCCACCCAGCUGACACUGGCACCGCUGCAAACGGUGUCAACCGCACAACUUUAUCGGGCUCCCCUGAGGCAUUGGACGCAUCGCCUCUUCUCUUAUUUUUUGCAAAGUUGCAUCGCUCUACAUCUUUUCGCCCCUGCCACCUCUCUCUGCCUCUCGAGUGUCCUGCCGCCCCACAGCCUCCUCCUGGAGCUGCGCCCUAGUGCCCCUGCUGGGCAGUGGCCUUCCCCCCCCAUCCUCCCGCGCCCAGCCCCUGCCGCGCGGGGCAGACGAUGCUGAAGAUGCUCUCCUUUAAGCUGCUGCUGCUGGCCAUGGCUCUGGGCUUCUUUGAAGGAGAUGCUAAGUUUGGGGAAAGAAGCGAAGGGAGCGGAGCAAGGAGGAGAAGGUGCCUGAAUGGGAACCCCCCGAAGCGCCUGAAAAGGAGAGAUAGACGGAUGAUGUCCCAGCAGGAGCUGCUGAGUGGGGGAGAGAUGCUGUGCGGUGGCUUCUACCCUCGGCUGUCCUGCUGCCUGCGGAGUGACAGCCCCGGGCUGGGGCGCCUGGAUAGCAAGAUAUUUUCUGUCACCAACAACACAGAAUGCGGGAAGUUACUGGAGGAAAUCAAAUGUGCACUUUGCUCUCCACAUUCUCAGAGCCUGUUCUACUCACCUGAGAGAGAAGCCUUGGAAAAAGACCUGGUACUUCCCCUCCUCUGCAAAGAUUAUUGCAAAGAAUUCUUUUAUACUUGCCGAGGCCAUAUUCCAGGUUCCCUUCAAACUACUGCUGAUGAGUUUUGCUUUUACUAUGCAAGAAAAGAUGGUGGCUUGUGCUUUCCAGAUUUUCCAAGAAAACAAAUCAGAGGACCAGCAUCUAACUACUUGGACCAGAUGGAAGAAUACGACAAAGUGGAAGAGAUCAGCAGAAAGCACAAACACAACUGCUUCUGUAUUCAGGAGGUUGUGAGUGGGCUGCGCCAGCCUGUCAGCGCCCUGCAUAGUGGGGAUGGCUCACACCGUCUCUUCAUUCUGGAAAAAGAAGGUUACGUGAAGAUACUUACCCCUGAAGGAGAAAUUAUCAAGGAGCCUUAUUUGGACAUUCACAAACUUGUUCAAAGUGGAAUAAAGGGAGGAGAUGAAAGAGGACUGCUAAGCCUUGCAUUCCAUCCCAAUUACAAGAAAAAUGGAAAGCUGUAUGUGUCUUAUACCACCAACCAAGAACGGUGGGCCAUGGGGCCUCAUGACCAUAUUCUUAGAGUUGUGGAAUACACAGUAUCCAGAAAAAAUCCCCAUCAAGUUGAUCUGAGAACAGCUAGAGUAUUUCUUGAAGUUGCAGAGCUCCACAGAAAGCAUCUGGGAGGACAGCUGCUCUUUGGUCCUGACGGCUUUCUGUACAUCAUCCUUGGUGAUGGGAUGAUCACGCUGGAUGAUAUGGAAGAAAUGGAUGGGUUAAGCGACUUCACAGGUUCCGUGCUACGGCUGGACGUGGAUACCGACAUGUGCCACGUGCCUUAUUCCAUACCCAGGAGCAAUCCGCACUUCAACAGCACCAACCAGCCCCUGGAAGUGUUUGCCCACGGCCUCCACGAUCCAGGCAGAUGUGCUGUGGAUCGACACCCCACUGAUAUAAACAUCAAUUUAACAAUACUUUGUUCAGACUCCAAUGGAAAGAACAGAUCAUCGGCCAGAAUCCUACAGAUAAUUAAGGGGAAAGAUUAUGAAAGUGAGCCAUCACUUUUAGAAUUCAAGCCAUUCAGUAAUGGUCCUUUGGUUGGUGGAUUUGUUUACCGAGGCUGUCAGUCGGAAAGACUCUAUGGAAGUUAUGUGUUUGGAGACCGUAAUGGGAAUUUCUUAACCCUCCAGCAAAGUCCUGUGAGCAAGCAAUGGCAAGAAAAACCACUCUGUCUUGGCAACGGUGGUUCCUGUAGAGGUUACUUUUCAGGUCACAUUUUGGGAUUUGGAGAAGAUGAAUUAGGUGAAGUUUACAUUCUGUCAAGUAGUAAAAGUAUGACCCAGACCCACAAUGGAAAACUCUACAAAAUUGUAGAUCCCAAAAGACCUCUGAUGCCUGAGGAAUGCAGAGCCACAGUCCAACCUGCCCAGACCCUGACCUCCGAGUGCUCCCGGCUCUGUCGGAACGGCUACUGCACCCCCACGGGAAAGUGCUGCUGCAGCCCAGGAUGGGAAGGGGACUUCUGUAGAAUCGCGAAAUGUGAGCCAGCGUGUCGCCAUGGCGGUGUCUGUGUUAGACCCAACAAGUGCCUCUGUAAAAAAGGAUAUCUUGGUCCUCAAUGCGAACAAGUGGACAGAAACCUCCGCAGAGUGACCAGGGCAGGUAUUCUUGAUCAGAUCAUUGACGUGACAUCUUAUUUGCUGGAUCUAACAAGUUACAUUGUAUAGUUUCUGGGACUGUUUGACUAUUCCUUUCCAAUGGGCAUUUAUUUUUUAUCCUGUCAUUAAAAAGAACGACUGUUAUCCUGCUACACACUCCUGUGAUUUCAUUUUCUUUGAUUAAUUUAAAAGUCAUUUCCAGAAAUGUGCAGAUCCUGUGUGUGUAUAUUGGCACGUUUGUUCACAUAUGCAUGUACACACACACACACACUCACAACCCCUAGCGUGUGGUUGCAUAACAGAUGGGUUUUUUUAAAUAUAUAUUUUCUUGUGCAGAAUAAUUUCCCCGGAAAUCCCAUUGUAAGUUGAUAAUGGAAUUUUUAUGUCACCAGAAGAGAUUAUUUGACUUCCCAGGAAUUUUCUGUCAGUAAUCACUAAAGUCAACUUCAAUGGAGUUUUAAAACAUUACUGUGCAAUCUGAUGGAUUGAAUUUUAAAAGGCCAUAUUUUUAUAUUAAAGGACUAUAAUAUGAGAGAAUGUUUCAGAGCUCCCUGAUGAAUUUCUAAGUGGGCAACUUGAUAUAAAAUUGUAAUCUUCAUUUUGAUCAAUGUAUCCAAUUGCGGAAUGUUAACGCACUUACUUUUUUAUUGGCAGAAAAAUCUGGUUACUCUAGCUUAGUUUCAAGAUUGUUUUCAAGUGUUUUCUGAUUAAAUCAUAACAGCAUAUUCUAAAACCAA
Molecule: messenger RNA, 3286 nt
Organism: Hippopotamus amphibius kiboko
Lineage: Eukaryota; Metazoa; Chordata; Mammalia; Artiodactyla; Hippopotamidae
Gene: HHIP
Product: hedgehog interacting protein
Exons: 13
Coding region: 516-2618 (700 amino acids)
Source: RefSeq, a predicted model, not a curated record